AGUAGGCGAGUAGGGACAGGGAGUGGAGUGAGGGAGUACGCACCACGCACCUGUGCAUAUAUCUAUAUAAGUAGUAUAUAGUAUAUACGCAACUUACAAUGGCGGUCGGGUCUCCCUUGUCUCUUUCUAGCACACGCGAACGUGCUCGAAAGACGAAAUCACAACGGGCACAAUGGCCACAAUGAGCAGACUAGUAGCGUAUAGAAAUCUGUGGGUAAAUUGCUGUGUAGAGUGUGGACUUGUGGAGGCCAUAAUCUCGACGACGUGCGCCCUUUUUAAUACACUUGUUAUAUUGUAAAUUGUUACCAGUGUCACGAAUCCAGUGUAACAUGUUGGGCCCCUACUGUACCAAAUUGACGCUAUGUGCGCGACAGCGAUAAUUCUUUAUUCUACAUUACAAAACAAAUAAAAUCUCUUUUGGUAAUAUAUAAGAACAUGAUACGUACGUAUUUUAUGUUUGCGGAAACCGCAUACACAAAACUGGCGGCUUGAAAAUCAAAUUUGAAAAUCCGGCGUGGUUGCAAACGCGUCAAGCAAAACCAAGAUAACGUCCUACUAUUAGAGGAAGUUAGAGAUAUUUGUGUAUCGACCACCUUAGACCUUGGACCACCUUGAUGAGAUGAAUAAUAGGAAAAGGGCGAUGGAAGAUGAUGACGGUAGAGGAUUCGAAAGAGGGUUGGAAGCGGAUAAAAUCCUUGGCUCAGCGGAUGACAAUGGAGAGUUGAUGUACUUGAUACAAUGGAAAGGAACGGAGGCAGUUGACAUGGUAUCUGCCAAAGAAGCCAAUGCCAAAUGUCCUCAGAUCGUUAUCCAAUUUUAUGAAGACAGAAUAACCUGGAGUAAGGCAAAAGCGUGAAACAGAUAUGUAUUUCCUUGAAAAAGUUAGACUCUCUACAUCAUUUAAGAAAUUGAUUUUUAUUGCGAUCUAAAUGUGUAAUAAAUAUCUUUGGAAGGUA
Messenger RNA from Temnothorax curvispinosus, 956 nucleotides. RefSeq names its product chromobox protein homolog 5-like. Bases 620 to 856 code for a protein of 78 amino acids. NCBI's taxonomy places the organism in Eukaryota, Metazoa, Arthropoda, Insecta, Hymenoptera, Formicidae. Gene Ontology annotation, cellular component: nucleus. The transcript has 3 exons. The record is from RefSeq and is a predicted model, not a curated record.